Vitrella brassicaformis is the source of this 5792-nucleotide messenger RNA. NCBI's taxonomy places the organism in Eukaryota, Vitrellaceae. The record is from the annotation of a GenBank genome assembly.
GUUUUUCCAGAGGGACGGAAGCCGAACGAGCCAGCGUGGAGCCUCUAUCCCUGUGUGCUGUUACGGCAGCUGAGGCUUCAUCGCCAUCGCAUCUGGGUGUAGUCCUGAUGAAUCGCGACAGGGACCGUGACUAUGACCCGAGAGGGGGCAGGCCUGACCCCCGAGACACGGUCGGUACACACACGCACACAACCACACAGCACCACACACGCAGGAGCUGUCGUCACUCUCCGUGUGUCCGUCUGUGUGUGGUAUGCAUCACAUCGUCUCUCUGGUCAGCGCGAGCAGCGUCCGCGUAAGUUUGAGAAGACGCUGUAUCCGAGGGAGGAGGACUUCCCCGGCUGCAACAACCUGUUUGGCAUCCUCAUCGGCAAGGGAGGCGCCAACAAGAAGGCCAUGGAGUCAGGAGGGGCUGACGUGUACAUCAACGGCAAAAGCGACGGGGUGAGUGAGCCACACACGGGGGGAGGGGACGCACGCCUGAGCCUUCCUUUGUCAUACGCUUUGCCUGAAUGUGUGUAUGGUCCAGAAGUCGCCCACGAGUCCUAAGGAGCCAUGUCACAUUCUGGUCAAGUACGACGAUGAGCCAGAGGUCAGGAGAGCGGGCACACAUUCAAUCGGACACACUGAACAGUCGUUGGGUGCGUGUUGCGUGUUCAGUUGGCCAAGGUAGAGGAGGUGCUGGAUUGGCUGCGCCGCACGUGGGGCACACCCAGGAGACCACCAUUCAGAAGCGACUCGGGUGGGUACCUAACACACAACACACGGAUGCGUGUGGGAUAGAUACGUCGGAGCGGCAUCAAUGAUGCUUUGUUGUUGUGUUGUGUUGUGUGGUGUUGCGUCGUGUCGUGCUGUGAUGGUUCAGAUGGCUCAAACGAGGAGAUAGAGUUUUGUCACGGCCUACUCAGUCUGCUGCAGAACAACCCGGUGAGCUCAGCUGAACUGCUGCAUGUCUGCAGGCACAUGUCCUGCCUGCAGUGCACGUGUGUGUGGUGGCCUGGCCUGAUGACUGCGUGCGUUGCGUUGCGUUCAGAAUGGCAUUCCUGUGGAGCACGUUCCCGAGGCGUACAAGCUGCACGUCAGCAGCCCCUUCUUCCCCAUAUCCAAGUAAGUCGGGAGGGGCACAUCACAUACAGUACAUGGUGUGCAGUGGACAUGGGUAGGCAGCCACUCACACCCACAUCCACAUCCACACCACACCCAGACCCAUCCACCCACAACACAACACAACACACACCCCAGCGGCCAGCCAUCUCCUCCUCGGCGGUCCGUCGAUCGCUCCCCCUCCCCUCCAGUCAGGCUUUGCACCACCACCACCACCAUACAAGUCACACAAGUGCACCAGCUAGUGUUCCUCCCCCUCCCUCCCUCCGUCCCUCUCUCCCUCUCUCCCUCCCUCCCUCGCUGUCUCGCGUGCUUUCGUUCGUCUCUUUGCCUUGCCUGUAUCCAUGUCGUCUGGCUGUCGGGCUGGGGGCUGCUCGUGUCUUGUGUGGCUGCAGGUACGUGCCUGAGGGACAUCUGCAAGACAUGUUGCGGCACCAGCGAUUCGCCCACUUCGUCGAAUUUCUCGACGUAGGCAGACGGACUGUAUACUGGCAGACAGGCGACAGACAGGCAGACAGGCAUCAGUGGGAGAGGAGGACCGGCGUGAGCCUCCCAAGUCGGCACGCCCCUCCCUCUCCCCCUCCCCCUCCCGCCCCCCUGCCCUCUGCCGCGUCACGAGCAAGACAGAGGGUCCUAUGGCGCGAUGGACCAAGAGGCAAGACCGUGUGGCGAGGCAUUCGUGAUGAUGAUUAUGGUGCGGUUCUGUGGUUUUGUGACUUCUUCCUUCUUCUUUAUUCAUCAUCGAGAGCGGACUUGCUGUUCAACCCAAUCGCAUCAGUCCACCGAUCGAUCCAUUCAUCCGACCAUCCUUCCUCUAUUCUCCGCAAUGCCCUCCCCUCCCCUCCGCUCGCCUCGCGCCACCCCAACACCCGCCCCGCCAACCAACCAGCGUUUGUGGUCCAGCUGACGAGGAAAUGAGCUGCCGCCAGCACCGAGAUGUCUAUUGAGAAGGAAGGUCAUCCGACACGAUGAAGUGGCGGAAGCGGAAACGCGCUGAGGUGCCCGCCUGACUCGAGGAUUCUGUCACCCACAGGAAUCAAGACGCUCCCUUCUCUGCCCCUCCGUCCGUCCAUCCGUCCGUCCCGUCCGUCGGCACUGCUCGAACCGGUUGACUGUCUCCUUCGCCUCUCAAUCGCCUGCCUGCGUCGAUGGAUAGAGUGGACCAACCGGCCAAGUGUUUGUCGUCACACUUUGGGAGUGCCCCGUCCUUAGCGUGAUUGCCUCCGGCCACCCAGCCACCGAAUCAGGCGACAAAGCCGUGCAUUCUAGGAUCGAGAUGGCUGGGAUGGAAGAGGGCCCUAGAAUGAAGCAGCACGGGUGUUGAUCUCUCCUUCUUGACACCUGAUCGAUCUAACUGAAGGGCUGAUUUGACGCGUCGACGUCUGAUGAGGCCGGCGGAGACGAGCCGCGUGAUUGAGUCUUCCUGGCGGGACGAGAUGCGCAUUGACCAUCCGAGCCGCAGUCCGAGGCAUCGGUCAGCUUAGGUAUCUCCUCAGCUCAGCGUUCGGCCAUUCCGCCCGCCCGCCAGCCGAGCAGCCAGCAUUGUCCAGCGCUGUCCCAGCCUCUCCUCUUGACCACUGCAUGCCACAGCACACGCAUGCAUUCAUGCCAAUGAUUGCCCCCAUUCCGCUUGUACUCAUUGUGUCUCUCUGGGUGGGUGGGUGGGUGUUGUGUGUUGUGUGUGGUGUGUUGGUGCGUUCAGGGCGGCAAGGCUGUGCGGGCCAAAAUACGCGACAACCUGCCCUUCCCUGAGUUCAAGCGCAUGCACGAGCAGUGGUGUGAGUCGGUCGGGCUGGCCUCCGGGCCCCCCAGCAAACGGCCCAGACUCGGUAAGCAUGCGAACAACAGGCCGCCAGGCAUCUGCCAGACAAGCGCGCACAUUUUCUCUGCUCGUCUGCGUGUGUCUCAAUCAGACCAUUCAGGUGCGAUGCCGGGCAUGAUGGGUCCACCGAACGUGACGUUCGCCCCCGGGCCGCCUCCCAUGAUGCAAGCAAGGCCCAUGCCGGGCAUCCCGGGCCUCCCGCCAGGCAUCGGCGGCGGGCCCCCACCCAUCCCGGGGCUGGGGGGUGGGCCUGGCGGGCCUGGGAUGGCAGGGCCUGCCCGGCCGGGCAACACGCCGCCCCUGGUGCUGAUACUGCAGGGCGUGCACAAGUUGCUGACCAACCACCGCGUGCCGAUGCCGCUCGGGCGCCUGCCGGUGGGUCAGGAUAAGGGGGAGGGAGGCAGGGCAAUAUGGGGAGGGAGGGAGGGAGGGAGAUGCGUAUGUGAUGUGAUGUGUUGCUCAUCCAUCCAUCCGUCUGUAUGUCUGUCCGUGUUUGCAGGAAGCUUUUCAGAAGGAGUGGAAGACGCCGCUGGAUCUAGUGGCGUUCGGAUACGAUAGCAACAACCUCAAAGAGUAAGACCGACAGACAGACAGCACACAAAGGGAAUUCAAUCCGCCGAUCGAUCAAUGUGUCUCGGGCGUUUGCCAUUGCUCAUCCAUCCACUCAUCCAUCCAUCAGAUUUUUGACCCGUUUCCCCGAGGUAGUGGAGUUGUCGAAUGCCGGCGGCGAGUGGCUCGUGUCUGCCGUGCCAAGACCGGACUUCAAAUCCGUCACCAAGAAAAUGUAAACACCUCCCCUCCACACACAACACAACACCUGGACCAAGUGCACACCACACCCUCUCACCAUCUCUCUCUUCCUGUUUGUUGUCUUCUCGGUCAGCCCUCCGGCGCACAUGGGUCCCCCGCUGCCCCCGUUUGCCGACUUCAGCAACGGUCCGCCGCCUCCCCGUUCGCCACACGGGCCGCCGCACGACCGGCCGUCGCGAUCCAUCGAGCGUAACCGAAGAUAUGACGGGCCGCCCCGACGGGACGACAGAAGACGACCACCUAGCAUGGUGCGUCCGUCCGUCCACAGACGCCGACCGACCAACACCACACAAACACUCACCCGCAUCUAUGGGAUGGGUGCAUGUUUGUGUGUAUGCAAUGCAGGAUCGUCGCGGGCAUCCCUCUCGCUCCCGCGGCGGGCGUGACACUCCCCCCAACAGGGAGAGGGACAUGCGGCGCCACGACCGUGACCGAGACGACCGUUUCCGCGACCACCGAGACAGAGACCGCGUGCCGCCCGAGAGGGACUUCAGAGACCGAGACAGGCGCGAUCGUGACAGGGACCGAGACAGAGACAGGGACGAGCGGUUCAGACGCCCUGGGGGAUUCGAUCGCCGCGACAAGGACGAUAGGAACGGCAUGGGAGGGGGCGGUGGUGGUGGUGGUGGUGGCGGUGGUGGGUUUGGGGACCCGCAGCAGCUGGGCGAGAUCAAGAACUUGCUGGAGCGUCUGGUGAGAAGAGGGGAAGAUGGCAUGGCAUGGCUGCAGAUCUGUCUGUCACUAUGUGACGUGAUUUGUCGUGUUGUGUUGUCUUGCGUCGUGUUGUGCAGGUGCAACAGCAGCAGCAGCCGCAGCCCGCGGCUCCCUCCAACUUUGGUGCGAUGCCUCCCCAGGCCCCUGCGGCCAACCCACUCACGGCUCUGCUGGGUGGGGGUGCGGCAGGGGGGAUGCCUGCAGGUGGGGGAGGGAACGCGGCCCAGCUGCAGCAGCUGAUGGCCAUGCUGGGGGGCGGGGCGGGCGCAGCCACCAGAUCGCCACCGCCACAACGUAACGGGCAACACAGACACACAGACAAGACACACGCCGGCACAUGCACUGCACAUGAGUGUCUUGGUUCGUGUCGUGUGUCUGCUCUGCUCAGGUACUGGGUUUCCGCAUGAGGGCAUGGGUGCUGGUCGCGGUUUCCAGCCGGGUGGGCCCCCUGGCGGUGUGCCGGGCAUGCCCAACCCACCACCGCAGGCUGCCGGUGGUCCAGGCGGCACUAGCGCACAGGGCCUACUGCAGCUACUGCAGGCCGCUCAGCAGACCCAGCAGCAGACCACAGUACCGUCACAGCAGGGCACAGGACAGGUCAGUGACUGAGAGAGAGAGAGAUAACACAACCAACAUCACCUUCUCACGCUGCUGUCUUUCUGGUCGGUGUGUCAGGCGGGUCUUCUGGGUGCUCUGUCGGGCCUUCUGGGCGGCGGUGGCGCUCCGGGUGGGGGCCAGCCGACACCCCAGGACCCAUACUCGAGCGGCCUGGCCGGCGGGGGCUUCAGCGACGAGCCGCCACGCUCGCCGCCAUACGACCCUGCACAGGCCAAUGCACCGCCCCCGAUAGGCGGGGGAUACGGGCGAUUCGACGGGGGACCCAACGGGAUGGGCUUUGGGAGGCGGCGAGCAUAGAUAGAUGCGGGAGGAUAGGGCGGGGGGGGAGGGAGGGAGAGGUGGACAUGAAGGAAUGAAUGCGUCAGUCAGAGCCUUCCUUGUGUGAGAGGAGAGGGGGUGGGGGGCCAAUUGGAGGUGAGUUUGGUUGAACUGGUCGGUGCAGUGUGUGUGUGUGUGUAUGUGUCUCUAAGCGGCUGGUUGAGCGGGAUGGGGGGCGGGGUGGGGUGGGCCGUGGCGUGUGGUACUGUCAUGUGUUGGUGUAAUCACAUUCUGCGUGUGGUGACCGUGCCUGUGAGCUGCCUGCUGUGGUCUCGUGCUGAACGUCGUGUCGUCGCUUUGAAGUGCAUUCUUCCUGAUGGAUCGACACGUGGGUGGAGGACCGAUUUGUGUGUUUGUAUGUGCACACGUAAGUCGGUAUUCUCUCAAUCAAUGGAACGGAACUUAC